GGGGUUAGUUCAAGACGAGUUGCACGAGGACACUGUGGGACUUUACACUGAGGACAAACUUACAUAUUUAUAUUUUAUAACUCAGAUUUUGGAUAAUCUCAAACCUGAUCACUGGAAUAAUGAAGUCUCCAAAGCUGAAGCCUCAAGCCAAGUUGCUGCAAGAGGAUCUGACGGACGUGCUGUGUGAGUUUGACGCGGUGAUGGAGGACUUCACGUCGCCGGUGGAGAAACGUCACUUUCGGUACGAUGAACACCUGAAGACGAUGAAGAGGAGGAGCAGCGCGAGCGUGAGCGACAGCGGCAUCAGCGACUCAGAGAGUGAGUGUCAGGAAACCGUUAAAUAGUGUGUAUUAGUCAGCAA
Notothenia coriiceps (black rockcod) is the source of this 361-nucleotide messenger RNA. It is a transcript of the gene rgcc, whose product is annotated as regulator of cell cycle. The record is from RefSeq and is a predicted model, not a curated record. Bases 120 to 344 code for a protein of 74 amino acids. The transcript has 2 exons. Gene Ontology annotation, biological process: regulation of cell cycle. NCBI's taxonomy places the organism in Eukaryota, Metazoa, Chordata, Actinopteri, Perciformes, Nototheniidae.